AUGCUAUGUAAGAGACACGUCUUCCUCGAUCUCGCAAACUUACUCCCUCCCCCAUCCCCUCCACAAACUCCACCUGCGGUAUCUCCACCUCGUCACUUACUUCGCCUUCCCGAGGAGUUGCAAGAGAAGAUCUGGCGUCUCACCCUCCCCGACUUCAGGGUGCACCGAGUGAUCAUUAAGAUACAGUCCAGCUAUGAUGAGUGGUGCGAGCCUGAGCCUGAGGAUUGGCCAGGUCUGGAGGGCCUCGAGACGCUGUACCUGGAGCGACCUAUCUACCGUUGGCGCCAGAUCAUCGAAUCCCCACGACGACCAGCUGGCCUUGGCGUGUGCAGAGACAUUCGAAGAAUUAUUCUCUCGUUCUUUCGCGAAUUCCCCAGGCGACGUAUUCGACACCUCGUUCAGAACGAUGAAGGGCAGAAUCGCUUUUUGGAUAUCGACGCAUUAGAGGGUGAUUUAAAUGUCGGCCUGUGCAAUCCAGAAACAGACAUGCUCUUUAUCGAUGGGAGCUCUGCGAUGUUUCCCCUCAACCUUCGCAACAUUCCCGUCAUGGGCGUGUCAGUCCAGGUCGAGAAGGUCGGUGGCGUAGGGCCUUCUCUGGCCUGCGACCAUCUCGCGCGGAUCGUGGCUCCUCACUACACCCCUCGCCUGUUACACAUCACCGCUGUGUAUGCCUGGCGAAUGAACCCCCACGCGCGCCAUGUAUACUGUGACGUGAUGCAGUUCCCCCACUACGGCCGCGACGAUGGUCGAAUCACUAUAGGAGAGCACUUUGAAGAUAAAGAGGUGACGAGGCUUGAUGAGAACGAUAUGAGCAGCCACACUACGCUUGUCCUGUCGACAAUGCCUAUGGAGCCUAAGGGUUAUAGAAGCCAUGAUAAAAUGAGCAGCGAUUCUUACGGAGGAUAA
Messenger RNA from Fusarium subglutinans, 906 nucleotides. RefSeq lists its product as uncharacterized. The record is from RefSeq and is a predicted model, not a curated record. NCBI's taxonomy places the organism in Eukaryota, Fungi, Ascomycota, Sordariomycetes, Hypocreales, Nectriaceae. Bases 1 to 906 code for a protein of 301 amino acids. The transcript has 3 exons.